UCGCCUUCCUCCCACUCCGUGUCACCAAUGGCAUCCUUUCCCCCUCCCGUGGACGUCUCGACCCUCGAUCAUCUCGUGCGCGCUGCCGACAACUCAGCAACCAAGUGGUAUUCCUUCGUCGGCAGCCUCCACCGCGUCCUCGGCAGUGCUUAUGUCCUGCCGUUCCGCCUCCUGGACAUCAUGCUUGGUCUCCCAGAGGGUGACCUUGGGGACCCGCCGCCUCACCCUGGCGAUCCCCCCCCUCUCAUUCCCCAUCCCGGCGAGGAACCUCCGCCCCCCAUGGCGGACAGCCGUGCUACUGGUGCCCUUCUCCUUGCCAUCCCGUCUGCGCUCAUGCGCAACUUCCAGGCACGUCGCAUCGGCUCCCGCCAGAUCUGGCUCGAGCUUGAGGCAAUAUUCGAACGCACCGACUUCGAUGCUGUCGGACCGCUCUUCAAGGAAUACUUCAGCAUCACGAUCGAACAUAGUGCUGGCGCCGUCGACUACACCAGCCGUCUCCUGGACCUUGCCUCCCGCCUUGAGGCUCGCCAGACUACUCUCCCCCCCAACCUUCAGAUCUACCGUCUCCUCGAAGGCCUCUCCCCUCAAUAUGAAGUGCGCGUCAUCGCCUUCACUGAGGCUCAGCCCCGCGCCUCCCUUGACACUGUGCUCUCCUCCUCCUCCUCCUCCUCUGUCGCUGACCCCAUAACUCCCCAGGAGUUGCAGCAGUUUCGCCGCUUCCAGCAGCUGCAGCUGCUGCAGCAGCAGCAGCAGUGGGGCUCUGGUGGUCAGGCUGCAGCCGCAGCUGCAAGAGCCGCAGCCGCAGCAUCUGCAUGGCAGCAGCAGCAGCUUGGCUUUGGCACCGCCGCCAUGGCUGCCACAGCCACACCAGGUCCUCCUGGCUUUCCCCUCUGGGGCUCUCCUUCCCCUAGUGCUCCCGCCUCCCACUCCAGCUUUCUAGGCGAGCUCAUGCGUUCUUCCCCUACUUCCACUUCCAUGUAUCCCUCUGUUUUUAAUGCCAGCACCUCCACUCUCCCCCCUCCCCUCCCUCUAGAGCCACCUUCCUCCAACUCCACCUCCUCCCCAUGCUGUUGUCGCGCACUGUCCCACCCCGCUGUUCUCAUCCACCACCGCCUUGGUCAAAUGAACUUUCCCACACUUUGUAAAGCCGUCUCCUCCCGCUUGCUUGACGGUGACAUUUACGACCCAGCUGUCCCUGACUCCCCUGCUCACUCUGCCUCAUCGCACCAGCACCAGCAGCACCACCAGCAGCAGCAGCAGCAGCAGCAGCAGCAGAAGGAGCAGCAGCAGCAGCAGCAACAGCAGCAGCAGCAGGUGCAGCAGCAGCAGCGGAUGGAGCAGCAGCAGCAGCAGCAGCAGCAGCAGCAGCAGCAGCAGCAGCAGCAGGAGGUGCAGCAGCGGAUGGAGCAGCAGCAGCAGCAGCAGCAGCAACCGCAGGCAGUGCAGCAACAGCAGCCGCAACAGGAGGUGCAGCAGCAGCACCAGCAGCAGCCACAGCAGCAGCAGCAGCAGCAGCAGCCACUGCAGCAACCUCAUCGGCAUCGCCGCACCACCUCUCCGUUCAUCCUCCCACGCAUCCACACUCGCUCUCACGGCCCACUCAUAGGCCAUCCAUGGGGUUGGCCAACACUACCCCCACCCUCCCUUCCCUUCAUUGAGGACUCCCAUGAGGAGCUCAUUGGCGUUCAGCAACAAACACCUUCCCUCACGCCUCUCUAUCCUGGCUUCCUUGGCCUCCUCAUCCUUGGCAUCGCUACCGCUCCCACCAGAUUCACUCCGUCCAACUUCCUUGAGGCCAUCACCUGCCCCGAUGCUGCCAAGUGGAUCCAGGCUAUCUUUGCUGAAUGCGAGGCCUUCAUCCGCAAUGCCUCAUUCGUUAACAUUGUCCCCUCUCCUGACGACGUCAUUGUUGAAGGCCUGUGGGUGUUCCGAGUGAAGCAGCUGCCGGGUGAGGAGCCGGUCUACAAGGCCCGGUAUUGUGCCAAGGGCUUCACCCAAACCCAUGGCAUCGACUACUGGGAGACAUUCUCUCCCACUGCCAAGCUCCCAACUCUCCGUGCCAUCCUCGACUAUGCUGUUCGCGUUGGCAUGGAGAUUGCCUCCAUGGAUGUCUCCAACGCCUUCCUGCAAGGCGAGCUCCAGGAGCGGAAUAUACCAUGCUAUGCUAGUUGUGUAUAUUGUGUUUACAUCCCUACUUGGGUGUACACCUGUGUUGGGGUGUCAAUUCAACCCAAUUGUGGUUGGAGCCCCCAAACACAAGGACCACAAUUGUGGGGGCACCACAAGUGGGUUGGCUAAACCACUGGUGGUACACCACACUUGGACCACCUCCAACUGGUGGUCAACCACAUUUGGAAGGAUCCUCCCUCCUUUGUGAUUGGUCCUAACCCCCCCUUCCCUUCCAACCUUCCCUUCCUAGCUCAUCUCUCUCUUCCUAUGUAAUGCCUUUGCUUCAU
Molecule: messenger RNA, 2456 nt
Organism: Closterium sp. NIES-67
Lineage: Eukaryota; Viridiplantae; Streptophyta; Zygnematophyceae; Desmidiales; Closteriaceae
Source: the annotation of a GenBank genome assembly